Molecule: messenger RNA, 831 nt
Organism: Cariama cristata (Red-legged seriema)
Lineage: Eukaryota; Metazoa; Chordata; Aves; Cariamiformes; Cariamidae
Product: protein eva-1 homolog C-like
Exons: 6
Cellular component (GO): extracellular region
Molecular function (GO): carbohydrate binding; heparin binding
Source: RefSeq, a predicted model, not a curated record
AUGGCGAUGCCGAAGGCGUUCGGCGGCAGAAAAUGCCACUGGAGGCCCCUUCGCCGUGUCGGACUGUACCAAAGCCCCUUGGGUGCAAUGUUCCUGGUGAUCCUCAGCACCUUUCGGGAGCAGGCUGACAGAGGAGUGGCUCUGGCGGCAAAGCUCAGUUGUUACCUAACCAAACUUCUGCAAAAUCAUACUGCCUAUGCCUGCGAUGGGGAACGUUUGAGUCUGCCCUGUCCUAGGAAUUCAACAAUAAGUGUUCAGUCAGCAUUUUACGGGCAAGACUACCACAUGUGUAGCACUCAGGAGCCUGAAACCGGGAUGACAGAACCCAUCAACUGUGUGGCGCCCACCUCUUUGCAGAAAGUACUGGAUGAAUGCCAAAACCUGAGAUCCUGCCAACUCCUUGUCAAUAGUCGGGUUUUUGGACCUGAUCUGUGUCCAGGGACCACUAAAUUCCUCCUUGUCUCCUUUAAAUGCAAACCUACUGAAUACAAAACCAAAUCAGCGUGUGAAAACCAGGAACUGAAACUCCACUGUCAGGAGUCCAAGUUCCUUAUCAUCUACUCUGCCACCUAUGGCAGGUGGGCACACGAGGAGAACGUCUGCUCAACAGAAGUGGAGCGCGUCCCCCCCUUUGACUGUUUGUCUUACACGGCGCUAGAGGUUUUAUCAAAAAGAUGUUAUGGGAAACAGAGAUGCAAAAUCAUUGUCACUAGCCGGGAUUUUGGAAGUCCAUGCCUACCUGGAGUAACAAAAUACCUUAAUGUCAGCUAUGCAUGUGUUAAAGUCCUCAUUUCUGAAAUGAAGCCAUAAUGAAAAUUAACAAUGCAAGCA